Molecule: messenger RNA, 2453 nt
Organism: Selaginella moellendorffii
Lineage: Eukaryota; Viridiplantae; Streptophyta; Lycopodiopsida; Selaginellales; Selaginellaceae
Exons: 2
Coding region: 662-2275 (537 amino acids)
Biological process (GO): regulation of DNA-templated transcription; ethylene-activated signaling pathway
Molecular function (GO): DNA binding; DNA-binding transcription factor activity
Source: RefSeq, a predicted model, not a curated record
AAAAAUGUGUGUGUGGGUUGCGAGAAAAAGGCCUCGCUUGUCUGUCAAUCAGGCCAUCGCGCGAGCAGAUGAGCAGCAAUUUCUACAGGGGAUCUAGCAUGAGUUUUAGAGCUGAUGAAAUAGGACUCUCUAUAACUUUCUUCUUUCAUUUGGGGGGAAUCUACUAAGUAGAUUAUUCACUAGGUCGGUUUUUGGUGAAGAAGUUCCAGUUCUCCCCUCCCGCUCUCUCUCUCUCUCUCUCUCUCUCUCUCUCUUUCCAGAAGGAAGAAAAGGUGUUUUUUUUUCUUUGUUUGGGUUUGAGCGUGGGCGGUGCAAAGGACGCGCACGCAACCAUCAAAACCAAAGAGUGGCAAAAUACUGAGGAAUUCGAAGUCGUGUUCCGACUGUUGUGCUGUUGUACAACAGCUCAGACACUCUCCACUGUUUUAAUCGGAAAGGGCUUGAAUCGCUGCCGACAAAAUCAUGUAGCUUUUGAAAUCUAGGAGCAGGAUCCAUUCAGCACACCAGGCAAGGAGCAGUGGUAGCAAAGCAGCAGUAGCCACAAGGGAAAAAAAAAUACAAUCUAGCGAGAGCGAUCCAGAUUCCAGAACGAGUGAGAGAGAGCUAGGGAGCUUCACUUGGAUGAAGCCUCGUGACGAGCGGCAGCAACAAACGCGCUGUGAUGAUCGCUCCGCCGAGAAUACUAUCCGUCCAGCCAGCCACGAGGAUAAUCAAGUCAGCAAGUAAGCAGCCGAUCAUCACAGCAAAAUUCGCUUCUUCGAGAUCGAAGGUGGAGUUCCCCGGGGGUGGCGGUGAUUUUCAUCGUCGGCAAGAUCGCAGUGGUGGCGAUGGUGGUGGUGGCGGUGCCAGUGGCGGUGGGAAGGAGGAGCAAGAGGAGGAGGAAGAGUCAAGCACCGCCAAGAGGCCGCGGCUCCAGGAUCCUCAUCAAGAAGAACACCACGAUCAGCAAGCUCGAUCACUGCGGAGCUCCGAUUUCCAUGUAGACCCGCGGCAGAUACCGGGAUUCAUGGAUGGGAGGGGUGAGAUUUUGACCCAGGAACGGUCGCUAAUGGUGAGCGUCCUCUCUCACGUCGGUCAAUCGGGUAGUACGUCGACUAGCAGUAGCUCCUCGCCUUUCGCCGGCGAUUCCUCUUCCAGGAUGAUCAUCCCGCAGGACCAGCGCCGCGGUGACGAUCAGCAAGCGCUCGAGCAGGCGCAAGCUUCACACAAGCGGCAGCGGGAUGUGGAGCAAUUAGACUGGAGCUACGAGUAUGAUCACGAGUUUAAACCGGAGGCUCUAGGAGCAAGUGGCUCCGGCGAUCGACCGGCAAUGCAUGUCGCGUCAAUCGGGCAAGCUCGAUCGGUCUCAUCGAUCACAGCGCAGCAGGCACAGGCCCAGCUGCAGCAGCAGCAGCAGCAAUCUCACGAUCAUCAGCGAGGAGGAACAGCGCUAGCGCCGGCGCAAGCGCGCGGAGCGGGCGAUCAGCGCCAGCAGCAACAACAGCAAGAGAAUCCAAGGCCGCGAUACCGCGGCGUUCGCCGGCGGCCAUGGGGGAAGUGGGCGGCAGAGAUUAGGGAUCCCAAGAAGGCGGCACGGGUAUGGCUGGGAACCUACGACACCGCCGAGGGCGCGGCCAGGGCGUACGACGCAGCGGCCAUCAAUUUCCGUGGCCACAGGGCCAAGCUCAACUUCCCAGACGAGUACCACAGCCGCCAGAGGCAGCGCGAGCAAGAGAGGAAGCAGCAGCAGGAAGCGCAGCAGCUGAUGCAAUCCAGGGCGGCCGCCGCGGCAGCGCAAGCGAGCACCACUCCCCCUCCCACUCCUCGUCCUCCUCCCGCUACGGCGUCUUUCGCAUGGCCGCAGAGCGCGCAGAGCUUGUUCCACGCAUCGGUGCUCCAGCAGGAGCAACUUAGGGUUCUUGGCUAUCGCCCGCCAUUCCUCCAGCAAUCGCCAUCCGUUGGAUUCUCCUCCCAGCAGCAGCAGCAGCUCCAGCAGGCCCAGCAAACCCAGAUUCACGAGCAGCAGAUCCAUCGCCAGCAACAAAUCCAGCAGAGCCUAGCCCAGCUGCCGCGAUUUGGAGUGGAAGAACAGGAUCCACAGCAUCAAGAGCAGCAGCGCAGGCGGCAAGAGAUUCUUUUGCAGCACCAUUUGCUCCGGCAGCAGCAGCAUCAGCAGCAGCAGCAGCAGAUGAUCGAGAAUUUGUUCUCGCAAGAAUGGCAUCACGAGCAGAGCUUCAAUCCAUUCGAACUCGACGAGGAGGAGGAGAGCGAUCCUCGUCCCCCUCCUCCGUCAUAGCAAUCAGUGUUCUUCUUUCUUCCUCCCCGGGAGAAGGAAAGCUGUCUAUCGUUUUUCUCUUUUUCGUUCAUUCAUUCAUUCGUCUUCGCAUAGAUAUUGUUUCUAAAAAUCCAAUUUUGGCGAGUUCGAUUCGCAGUUUUUUCUUCUCGGAUAAAAUAAUCUGGGCCUUUUUGGAUCA